This is a messenger RNA of Nematostella vectensis (starlet sea anemone), 1361 nucleotides long. RefSeq names its product G patch domain and ankyrin repeat-containing protein 1. Lineage: Eukaryota; Metazoa; Cnidaria; Anthozoa; Actiniaria; Edwardsiidae. Gene Ontology annotation, molecular function: protein binding; nucleic acid binding. The record is from RefSeq and is a predicted model, not a curated record. The transcript is spliced from 2 exons. Bases 170 to 1312 code for a protein of 380 amino acids.
UUUGUGGUGACGUCGUUCGUUUACAUCCGCCAUGUUUUCACCUUUGAGCUUACUUUAGUCAAAGAAAAAGGAUGAUUUAUCGCAAAGUUAUCUAAACAGUUACGUGUCACAUGCAAAUAAUAUCUUCCAUUGGGAGCGAGUCGCUCUGUUGACAGCUUUUGCUAAUGAAAUGGGCUCCAGUAUAUUAGAUAAACGAGGAUAUGUGAAUUUCAUCCGAGCAAAGAACCAUACUAGAUUUGCUGAUGGAUGCAAAGAAAGAACAUCUGGAGGGGACGAAAAAAGCGGUCAGUUGGCCGGAAAAGAGGCAAGGUCGUUCUAUGAGAGUUUGAUCACUGUUUCUAGUUCACUAGAGCAAUCGCCUCAUAAAUCAGAAACUUCUGCACACAAACAAACGGAGCGAAGCAAAGAAGCCCAAGACAACACAAGAAGCAGGACACAUAAGUUUACUCCUAAAAAUAAACUAAAAAGACUGAGCGGCAUAAAGACGGAACGACAGAAAACAGAACGGCAUAAAUACCACAAGAAACCGGAUAGGGAUAAACAUUUAGACAACAGACUACAAAACCAGUUUCUUCGUCUCGCACAAGAUGGUAAUUUAGUAGAGCUAAGAAGACUACUAAAAAAUGAUGUUGUUGAUAUUAAUUGUUGUGAUCAGUUUGGAUGGAAUGCUUUGAUGUGCGCAGCCCAUAUGGGGCAACAUAGGGUAGUAAAGUAUUUACUCAAGAAAGGUGUGUGUUGGAAAAAUGUAUUCAACUCUAAAGGCCAAACAGCAAUGGACUUAGCAAGCCUUGCUGGACACUCUCAUAUCACACAACUAUUCCAAACCCACGAAAAAGGGUUUGCAAAAAAGCCCAGUGGAACUGAUAUGCCUUCUGGUAAGAAAUAUUGGUGCACAGUCUGCCAGGGGGAGUUUACAGAUGACGAGAAAAAACACAAGAGCUCCACCACUCAUCAGUUUAACUGCCAACACAAGCCACAAAGAGUACACUAUUAUAUUUCUGAGGACAACCCUGGGUACAGGCUAAUGGUGAAGUCUGGGUGGGAUGAAGAAAAAGGUCUGGGUCCUGAGGGAAGUGGCAGACAGUAUCCUGUGAAGACUGUGUUGAAGCAAGAUAGACUAGGUCUAGGGAACGAAGACCUUACCAAGAAAGCUCGUGUGACUCAUUUUGGACCAUGUGAUGCAGCUUCUGUCAAAAGAAAACGUGUGACAAAACCAACAGAGAAACAAAUAACCAAAAAAGAGAGACUCUGUAAAGAUAGAAAAGACAAAAUGUGGGAGCGAGACAUGAGGAUAUAUAUGAAUACAGAUUGAUAAUAUGAAUUUAGUAUGCAAUUAAAAUUGGUUGAUCAUUAUUUAUCAA